Phalacrocorax carbo (great cormorant) is the source of this 15189-nucleotide messenger RNA. The record is from RefSeq and is a predicted model, not a curated record. NCBI's taxonomy places the organism in Eukaryota, Metazoa, Chordata, Aves, Suliformes, Phalacrocoracidae.
GUGUGGCGGCGUCUCCAUGGUGACGGGGCUGUUCCCGGGGAGGCUGUGAUGGGUUGACAGGUGCGUGACAGUCGGAGCUCUCUGCAGGCAUGUACGGCAAAGGCAAGAGCAACAGCAGCGUCCCGUCCGACAGCCAGGCCAGGGAGAAAUUAGCACUGUACGUAUAUGAGUAUCUGCUCCAUGUAGGAGCACAGAAAUCAGCCCAGACAUUUUUAUCAGAGAUAAGAUGGGAAAAAAACAUCACACUGGGGGAACCCCCAGGAUUCUUGCAUUCCUGGUGGUGUGUAUUUUGGGAUCUCUACUGUGCAGCUCCAGAAAGACGAGAAACAUGUGAACAUUCAAGUGAAGCAAAAGCCUUUCAUGACUACAGUGCUGCAGCAGCUCCCAGUCCAGUGCUAGGAAACAUUCCCCCAGGAGAUGGCAUGCCAGUAGGUCCUGUACCACCGGGUUUUUUUCAGCCUUUCAUGUCCCCUCGGUACCCUGGAGGUCCAAGGCCACCUUUAAGAAUACCCAAUCAGGCACUCGGAGGUGUCCCAGGAAGUCAGCCAUUAUUGCCUAGUGGGAUGGACCCAACACGGCAGCAAGGGCAUCCAAACAUGGGUGGGCCAAUGCAGAGAAUGACUCCUCCAAGAGGAAUGGUUCCAUUAGGACCACAGAACUAUGGAGGUGCAAUGAGACCCCCACUGAAUGCUUUAGGUGGCCCGGGGAUGCCUGGAAUGAACAUGGGUCCUGGGGGUGGUAGACCUUGGCCAAACCCAACCAAUGCCAAUUCUAUACCUUAUUCUUCAGCAUCUCCUGGAAACUAUGUAGGUCCUCCAGGAGGUGGAGGGCCACCAGGAACACCUAUCAUGCCUAGUCCUGCAGAUUCAACCAACUCUGGAGACAACAUGUACACUUUAAUGAAUGCAGUACCACCUGGACCCAACAGACCUAAUUUUCCAAUGGGGCCAGGGUCAGAUGGACCUAUGAGUGGACUGGGUGGAAUGGAUUCACAUCAUAUGAAUGGAUCAUUAGGCUCAGGAGACAUGGACAGUAUUUCCAAAAACUCUCCCAGUAAUAUGAGCAUGAGUAAUCAGCCUGGCACUCCCAGGGAUGACGGUGAGAUGGGUGGAAACUUCCUAAACCCUUUCCAGAGUGAGAGCUACUCCCCUAGCAUGACAAUGAGUGUGUGAUCCGUUAACAAGUCUCGCCAUGAAGACCACAGUGAGUUGGCCCUCUUCAGAGAGCUACCGCAGAAGAAAAUUAUUCGUCCCAGUGUACAGUUUAACAAAAGGAUCUCAGACACAAUCAGACCCACCUUUUUUUUUUCUGCCAUCUCCCCCGUUUUCUCAAGACAGUGGGUCCCAAACAUGAUUGAGGCAACCGUAAAGAGUGGCAUAACAGAACUGCCCAAGAUGGAACUGCAAACAAUUAUCUGUGUGUGUACAUGUGUGGGUUAAUGUAUAUGUAUGUAUGUGUGUGUGGCAUAGAAAUACACACAUACAUAUAUAGACCCAUAGAACAUUGUAAAAUAUUAUCACAUGACAUCUUAAGUAGAAAUGAGGAGUAGGGACUAUUAUUCCUUCUUUUUUUUUUUUUUUCACGUUUACAUUUUAAUUAUUAAAAUUUGCUUUCCCUCUCCCCUCCUGAACUGUUUUAUGUUGCAUAUAUCACUGCUUUAUAAGUUAUUUUUUAAGGUGAACUCAAAUGAUAAGUUCUUCUGAUUUUGUACAUGUCUGCCAUUAUGGAUAGGAAUAAAAUCGCUUAUAAGAGCUUUCAUUAACUUGUGUUUGAUACCAGUUACCCUGUGAAUCAUAAACUGUACUGUCUCAAGAAAUAGAAGAAAGCUCAUCUUAAUUUUUUUGAGAAAUUUAAUAAUUUUCAUCUAGUUGGGGAUUUUUUUAAUACUUUGCCUUUAAAAAAUGAAGCACUGAAGGUUAUUUUUCUUUAAUUGAAGCCUAAUAUCUGCAAUAUCUAUUUUAAGUGGAAGCCUGAAUUUGAUGCAAGCUUCUCAGUUUAUAUAGAGUACUAUAAGGUUACUGUAAGCGAGCUCCAAUUGCUAUAGAAUCUAGCAAUAAAUUGUCAGGGCUUCUUCUGCCCUUGGAAAUGAGUUUUCUAUUUAGCAUGUUCUUCUGUAGGGGUGGUAGUUAGUGGAAAUACAGUAGAGUGCUUAUCACCGAAACCUUUUCUAACAAUUUAGUAUUAUGUUUCCCAUUUUCUGUGAUUCUCAGCCGAAUUGUAACAAUCCAUGGUCUUAAUUAUAUACAGUACUUCCCAAGCCCAUUCAGAAAGUCAGGUCACCCUGCUACUUAGGCGUGUCCUUCUCACCACAUCUACCAGAAUUCCCCCAGAAGUUUCCAGUAAGCAUUUUAUUGGGUUUUGGGGGUUUUUUUGAGCCAAAAUGAUGGAGUAAAGUUUUUAUGAGUACUGCUAGCCUUGUGAGGGUCUUACUAUUUGCCAUGAACAGCAGAGGAACAAAGGAGAUCAGCCUACUAGACAUGAAAGCAGGGGACAGAAUGGAGAAAAGUCAUAUGGUCUUAAAGGAGAUGCUUCUGGAAGCAAUCCCAUGUCUCUUCAGGCAAAGCUCUAAAACCAAUAUUAUGGUACAUUUAGUUCCCAAUGACUCCAAGCCCCCCAAGGAAACGAAAGUUUUCCGUUGUGUAGUGAUUGGAAAGGUGGAUGAUCGGCAGUGCAGCACAAAGUGGCUGAACAAAUAUGCAUGCCACAGACAAAAAGCACAGUCCCCUCCUUGUACUUUGCAUAUAGAAGAGCCACUUACAUAGGAGGAGCAGUUCUGAGUGUGGUUAUGGCCAUGAAGUCUUGCAAGUAACAGGCUCAUUGUGAAUGCACAUAGCGGGGUGUGUAAGGAGUACUACAGUCUCCUAACUCAUUUUUAUUUACAUAUAUUAUAUGUAUGUACAUGCACAUAUAUACACAAAUAUAUAAUAUAUGAAAAUAAAAAGGCAUAACACGUUUUACUCUCAUGUUAGGGCUAUUCAAAGAUUAAACUCUUGCAGGCUUAAAAUUACAUUAAAUUUUCAAAAGGUUUUGGUAGCAUUACUUUUUAGUAAUAACUACUUUGAUUAGUUGUAAACAUAAACUAGAUAGUAUUGAUAUGGCUUUGUGGACUUUAUUCCCAGUGAUUAUGAAGGUUACAUUAAUUUGCUUAUCUUUGGAAAACACUUUGUUGCUGUCUCAAAAGAUGCUAGAAGCCCCUACUAUUGAUUUGAUGUACAAAACACAAAAUCAGAUCUAAUUUCCGAGGACCCUUCACUGUUGUCACUAAUACCACUGGUUUCAGUGGCUGCAUCCCCAGUGCACCCCAGUUUCUCCCAUAAGCACUGCAGAGCCCAGGCAUCCUUGCAGCCUGCAUUUGACAUCUAUACUUUCCUUGGCAGCCUUCAUGGAAGGACUUUAGGACUCUUCCCUGCCCAGUUUCAGCCAGACGAUGUCGCUGCUGCUGUAGCAAUCUAGAUGGGUAUGUCUGGACUCCGCACCAAGCGCCACAGGCCAGAUGAGUGCCCGCGAGCGAGCUCUUACAGCGCUGGGUAAGCUCUUACAGCGCCUGGGGCCUGUUGCGUAUCUCCAGGGGAGGCCCUGUGCCGUCCCGUGCAGGACAGCAGUGUGUCCCCUGAGCAGGCAGCGGCCGGCCGUGCUGGCAUCGCUGAGGACUCUCUUACAAGGCAGAGUACGUGCUGCCACUGGAGCUUCUUACUCUGGCAAAAUUAAUUUUUUCUUCCUGAAUUUGUCAUUAUCAUGUUAUAUAGUUUAGCUUAUAGAUGCCUGUUAAGGGUGAAAGUCUGACCAUUGAAUUGAGCCUGUGCAAAGAAACCCCUUAAAAAGAAACCCCUUGAACUGCCCACACAUAGCGAACAUCAUUGUCAAAAUAUGUUAUCCUAAUUUAUAUACAAAACCAUAACAUCCUUUCAGGCACGUAGUUUUUCUUCUGUAGCUCUUUCAAACUCCCCUCUAUACAAUUUUUCUGUAGUGCCAGCGUGUCUUUGUUUCCCCUUUCCAUUUCUUUUCCAGAACAUUUGUAUCAUUGAACAUUGUUGCAUCGAUCCUGCAGCAUUAAUCUCAGUAAAUACAUUCCUGGCUUCAAAACGAACAGGAUCAGGCCCUGCUUCUCGUAGCCUGUCAUUCUGUGCCCUGAUAUUGUCAGUCACUAGGUAUGUCCAGCCCUUCUCAUACCUACCUAGCCCCACAGACUGCUGGAAUAAAAGAUGUGCAAGCUUGCAAAGUUUUAGAUUUGGAAGAUCUGCUUGAAUACUCACGGCAUAUCUUACUGUUAGAAUUUUAAUCGGAUAUAAGGAAACCUAAUCAUCUUGCUUUCUGUAGGGAAUGCUAACAUCCGUAUGCUUACAUACAUGAGUAAAGUUACACAUGCAUUAGUAAGAUCAGGUGAUAACAAUCAUACAUAGGUUCUGCAGCCGAACCAUUAGAAAACAAUCUUAUGUGCUAAAUAUUCAACUUUAAAAUUACAAGCAUCCCCUUGAGGAUUUUUGUAAAGUAUGUGUAGAGCUUUUUGCUUUUUCAUUUGUCUUCUUUCUUUUGCUUAUAAAUCCUGAUAGGAUUUUCGUCAUAUCUAGAGUAUUAGUGUGGAAAGAAAGACUAUUUCCAAGCACUGACUUUUUACUUCUGCUUAUUUUUCUAAUGCACUAGAUACCAGUGUGUGAUGUGACUGCAGUUUAUAUUUGUCCUUAUGCAACAGCAUUAUUGAUAAUGUCAGAACUUGUCCAGCUCUGGGAGGAAUUUCAUUUUAAGUGGUUCAGGAUAGUAUUUUCACACUGGGUUUUUAGAUAGAUUUCUCUCUUUGAUAUAGAAAUAAAUACAUCGUGAUUCUGUAAAUGGGUCCUUCAGGCAAGGUUAAAGUAAGGCUUUUUAAAAACAGAAGUGAUGAAAUCUUAGAGUAGCAGAAAUAGGGAGUAACAGGAAAUCUCAUAGGGUGAGAACUCUGGUAAAUAUUCUGGCCUUGUAGAAAUCAGCUGAAAUUGGGAUUCACUUGUGAAUUUCACAGUGAAACCAGUAUUUUACCUGCUGCAUAAACCUGUGAAAGGAGUAUUUGUACCCAGAUUUUAUCUCAGUUGCCUGAGCAUGAGGAAGAGCUGUAGUUGCACCUGUGUUCCCCCCCUCCACUGCAGAGUGAGUUUGGUGUGUGUAAAAAACAGGGCAAUAACCUUGAGUAUGUGUCUUUGACACACUGUGUGCUUCCCAGUGACAUAAGCAUGCCUCAGCUUGACUCCGAGUAUGAGGUACCUCCGACUCUGAGGUACCUCAGAAUGACAGUCCCCAGAUCAGAGGGUCAACCACCAGCCUGUGGCUGAGGCCACAUUUGCAAUUUUUUAUUUGGAAGCCGUCUGCUUGCAGAGACCAGAGCACAAUGGGUCACAUAUUCAGAGGCAGUAACAACCUUAAGACUUACCAGUCUGCUUCUCUUAAUAUAGGAUUAAAUGCUCCAUGUCCCAAAACAUCCAGCUGUUUCUUUCCCCUGCAAUGGGAAUAUGCAACGAAAAAUACGUGGCUAAUUAUUUAUUUUAAAUAAUUCCAGUUAGGAAGAAGUUAAUAGAAUCUUGCUUCUUCAUCGGUAGCAAUUCAUGUGUCAGAAGGACAGCUUCUUCAACUGGCUAGAAAUCUUUUGCAUUCUCCCUGGUUCUGCGACUAGCAAAUUAAAUACUGCAUGUAAAGAUGAUUUGGAAUUAGAUGGCUAAUUUAAUGAGAAACCAGCUGUUAAAAUAUUUGGUGUUGACCUUUUUUUUUCCCCGUUACCAGUCAAAAGGAAUUUUCAGCUGAUACGUGUCGCACCAAUUUCUAUUUCUCAGAUCCGUUAAUUAUUUUUAAGCAUUGCCUCCUAUUCCUAAUCAGCUCUGAUUCUUUGUUGUCGUGGUGGUUGCUAAAUAUAGACUGGAUUCUUCAAGGUUUGACCCUACAGAUUUGCUUUUGGAGAAUGUAAAAUAGAGCUUAACAAUGUAAAAAAAAAAAAUCAGAAGAUCAGUACAGGUAAAUUUUUUCUUUAAUUUACUCUAAGUGAUGAUAUAACCACGCCUCCUGUCCCAAACAUGCUUGGGUUUUGUUGGACCCUAGGGAUGGGAAUCCUGACAAAGCACAUCUUCCAAAUAAAACUCAAAAAACUUUCAACAGUGACAGCUCAUUUCUCUUCAAACUGAUCACACUAAGGAUCUAAUUCAGGAUCUAAUGACUGAAACAAUUCUAAAAAUCCAGUACACUCAGAGAUAAAGGGGUUAGAUUUAAAUUUUAGUGUGUGCAGCUUCCUCCACUUCCCAGACAUUAUUGGCCCAGUCCUAUAAGCUGCUGCUCAUGCCAGUUGUCCUUCUCAAAAUUUGAUGAAACCACUAACAUAAAGUCAUUUUUUUGGAGGAUUUCCCCCUGAUCUGCGUGAAAUAUAUAAUUUAACUGAGGUGUGACAUUAUUUGCUAGAUAUAUAAACUGAGUAAGUACAGCAAAAUACAGAGGAUCUGAUGAAAUUACCAAAAUGUUGUUUCAGCCUGAAAAACAAGAAAAAAGUCCUUGUCUAAAAUACUGCUUCAAGCGUAUGCGUGCAAAUUGUCUGCCAGUGCUGUCUUGGAAACAAAUUACAGUAACAAAUUUAGAGAAAAUAAAUGGAUCAUCUACUCAGCACAGUAAAACUGUGAUCCUGCAAACACAUUCACAUUUGUUUGAAAUAAAGCGUGCACGUAAUUAUUUUUAACCAGAUUUAAGAAUUAAGUACUAUCCUUCAGGAAAGGGUGACUGCUACUGUGCUAAAACCAUGCUCAGGCGUGGGCAGUCUAGAAGCUCAAAUUAAGUCUUUCCUAAACAGACAUUAACAUUUUUACCAGUGCAGGAGCAUUUUUAUGUAUCUGGUACCGAAAUGUGGAACAGAUUUGGCUUUCUUCUGUUUCUUAUUUUAUUAGAGCAUUGUUCAUGAGCUAUUUUUGUGAACUUGUCCUUCCAUUUUGGUUUCACUUGUACAGUCAUAGGUCCCUCAACAUAGCUAACAGCUUUGCAACUUUAGUCCAAACUUCUGUUUGGUCACUGUUCGUCAUUUAAGCUUAAAAUAUGUAAGAAAGCCUCUCAUGUAAUGGGAAAACUUGCCAUAAAAAUGUAUAAAAGUUUUAUUGGGUACAUGUUUUCACAUUUAAUAAAAAUGCAAUUUUCUGUUAUAAUUUGAAAUGGUCACUUUCUAGCCACUAUUCAGUUUCAACAUGGAAAAGAAAUUGAGAAAACGAAUUACCUUUUUUUUUAUAAUUUAUUUGAAUUCAGCAUCAUAAAUACAUGCUGAAAUACAUGGUUUUGGGGAAAUCAGAUCAAACCAAGAUUUGCUACUUAGUUGCUGUGAAUAAUACAGCUGGACUUUAUGUUGAAAGCUCCUUCCACAUCCCCAAAAGUGGAUUGCCAAUCAGCUGAUAUGUAUGACUUUGUAAGAGCCUAAUUCACAAAUAGGCAUUUCAUUUGUCUAUUCGGUGUUUUCACUGUAUCUUAUGGGUGAUUCAGGGUGCCCCUUAGCUGUGCAGGGUUCUGUGGUUGUAUCUCUCAGAAGAGUAACCAAGUGGUCAAGCAGGCUUGUUCACAGGGUCUGGUAAUUUUAAGGACUGGAUAAUAUAUCCACCAGAUGUGCACUCAGAAACAAGGUAUUCUUAAGCUACCUCGCUGUUCUCUUGAGAACUUGUGCAAUUCUUCUUGCAGUUAGGUCUGGGGCUCCCUUAAGACCUUACAAUGCCGAGACAAGAAGCUCUAAUUUUGCUAGAGAAAGUUCUGGCAGUUUAGCACAAGUUUUCAUAGGGAAUCAGCACAAAACAUGGGGAUUUUGAAAGGUGAUGCAUUUUCUCAAUACCCUGGGUGUACUAGGAAAUAGACCAUACAAUUUAGAAGUUUGGUCUGUUACAGAGGUAUAUACAGUUCCUCAGAUUAGGAGGGAAUUAUAACAAUAACCAUGACCAAACGUAUGUUUGUCCCUAUAGAGUGAAUCAUCACUAAUUGCUUUUGAUAUGAAGAUUUAUUGCUAUGGAACAACUGCUCCAAUCCUUGAGCAGCCAAAUUAUCAAUGGGAUGAACUGGAUAUUUGUAGGCUUUACUUCUGUUGUUUAAUCUUGAUGUUUUCUUCUCUCUCAUUUGGAUUUUCCCAUUUAAAUGUACCAUGCCAGAUUGUUGCACGAAAAUAAGAACAAUUUGCCCAAUAAACGUGCAGAAAGUUGUUCACAUCUGUAACUAGAGCCCUACUACAGAGAGUUUAUUUCGUUAGAGACAUUGGGCGUAACAACAAACAAGGAGUGGCAGUGCAAUAUCCUGAGAGCCCUUACUGUUACAGAUUAGGAAAGUUAGCAUCUCAUGGACUUUCACAUCAGAUGAGAUGAUUUCUAACAAUAACAGAAAACAAAAGCUGAUAUUUGCCAUGCGGAUUGGAGGAAAAUAAAAUACAAAUAGAGGAUGAUUAAUUGAGGAAGAAAUUUACUAAAGCUAUAACUUACUAGGAGAGUUUGAAAAGAAUGUUACUCAUAACAGGCUUGUUAGCAGCAGACCCAGUAGCUAGGAUUCAGUCACUGCUCCUUUUUUUAAUGCAGAGGUGCAUCCUGCAGCAUCUGAUCCCCAGCAGAGAGGUUGGGUUUCUUGAUCUAGGCAGAUUGUGGACCAGGGACUACGAUAUCCACAGGCCACACCUUUUGUUACAGAUGAGCAAAGUGCAGGUGCCCUUCAGUGGAUGUUGAAGUCCAGCUCUAACAGGAGCAUGUCCAUCAGUUUAGUGGAAAAGAAAAGCAGUGCUUGCUGAAUUGCCACCUAAAACCAUGGCAUUCAAAAGCAGGGGUAGGCUGUUCCCAGGUCUAUUCUCAUUUUUCUGAUUAACUCCUAGUGUUGAUUUGAUUUGCACUUAUGUCAGUGAUUAAGGAGGAGAAUAAAAGUUCCUAAGCUAGGGCUGAAAUACAGACAUGGAAGAAUGGCAUGAGUGAAGUGGAAGCUGGAGCUUUCUGUUAGUUGAGAAUCAAGUAAAUUUUUUUCAGGACAAAAAGAAUCCAUACAAUAAGCAUUUUUAGCCUUGUAGUGGCUGUUUGGGAGGUGUGAAUCAAAAUGCUGUAUAUGCUUAGAGACCAAUUUUGAGGGCUUUUUUUGUGGCAAGUGUCCCCUUGCAAAAAUGUUGCCGUGCAUCUAUUUUGUGCAUGUUCGCCUAAAACCACAAAAAAAAAUUUUUUUUAAUGGAUUGCUGUACAUGCAUCUGGCAAACACUUGUUUCUGGUGGGGAGAGGAGGAAGAUUUGAUAGCUGGUGGGUUAGCAUAUUUAUGUGAAUUACUUAAAGCAUUGGUAAACUAUUGUCAACUUUGUUCACAUUGCACAAGAUACUCGUGUAGUCUACUGCUGGCAUUAUAACCUCAGUGAUCCAUGCAUAUUCUGUAAAUUCCUGUAGGUUUUGUGUAAGAAACCUUGUCACCAUUGCUUACUACUGUAAAUUCUUGUUUUGAAGCAAGAGGUGGCUUUUGAUUGUAUUAUAUACUACAACAGUACUUGUUCUGUCCUCAAGACUUGCUGUUCACAUAUAGUUAAAGCUUUGUUAAGCACGCUUAGUGGUUUCAGAGUUUAUUUCAAACAGCAGAUAUAUAAGCCAUGUACAGGAAUAUUAAAUGUAAUGUAAGAGAAUUCAACCCAGUUCAUACUCUUUUUGGGAGCUUGGGGUUGGAUUUUAGCAAACAGGCAGCUGCAGGUUGGCGCAUUUCGUGGCUCCGUGCCGGGUGUGCAGCAUGUGCUUUCCGUCUGCAGGUGCCUGCCAGCCUGAGAGAUCAGACCCUGUGCAGGGAACUGCACAGGAGGGAAAGUCUCUCUUCUUGCUGUCCCCUGGCAAAGGCCAGCUGCGGGACCUCAGAGACACCCACCAACCUACAGACUUCCUUGCACUAAAUGAGCAAAGACACACUAGCUUUUCCUCUGGUGUCUCUUUUUUUUCCCAAAAACUUCUGCAUUGGUGCCAGGACAGAAACCCAUCUCUAAGGGCGUGCAGGGGUUGAAGCACUGCCUCCGAAUUGUGUCUUCAUCCCCAGCUCUGACAGGCUUUACGUGAGGCAGUGUUUUAAGGAGAAUUUAAUUAUUUGUCUGUUUUUUAAGAUAGAAAGAUAAUCUGAGUUCUUGAACUCUUGAUUCUUUUUUUCAUUAGUAUUUUAUGAUAUACAACAAAGACCUGAAAAUGUGCAUGUGUUCUUUGCGGGUUUCUGACAUCACAAAUUCAAGUCCUGUCUAGACUGAAAUACAAUGAUGUGAAAAAGCUGGGAAAGUUGAAGGGGAUUCUUACUUGGAUUAUUUUAAAUUCUGUGUUUUGUUUUUAUUGAUACUUUAAAUGACUAGGUUAAUCUUUUGAAUAAAGGCAGUCUUUUUUAGUGACUUUGCACCUUCACCCUUUCACAUAAGACUUUGAGUACUUAUAAUAAAUGUUCCCUACACUUCCAAGCCAGUCUGUAGACAUAUUCCCUAUACUUCUAAGGUCAAAAAAAAUGUUUCUACAGAUUACUUCAGACCUUUACAGAGAACAACAGGGUAAUCCCAAUCCCAUAAUCCCAGGUAUUUGUAGGUCACACUUAAAGAAUUAGGCAGGUGUAUUUUAGACAAAGAAUGACUUUGAACAUCAUACAUGAACCUAAUGUUCAAACUCCACUCUUUGGGAGUAAAGAAAACCUCAGUAAUUUUCCAAACCAGCAAGAAUUAAAUUUGUCAAAAUAAAUAUUAAUGUAGAAAAUACAUGCAAAACUUGAUACUUCCUCUGACCUUAAGCACCAAUAUUGAUAAUACUGGGAGUCUCACAAAGUUUGGUUAUUUCAGAACAGCUGUAUUUCUCCUCAGCAUGUGCUUCAUCUUCAUUAUCGACAGCUACUGCAAACAGCCAAUCCAUGCCAUAGUGACAGACUUCAGAAGCAUGGCAAUACAAAAUUCCCACAGCAUCAUAAAUAUGAGUGUUGUGUUAGGGUGAGUAACCACUCCAACUGCAUACUUCUCAGGACCUUGUGUGUAACUUUUAAAAGCAGGCUCUGGGAUAGUUUCAGAAGGGCAGUAGUCUGUGUUGAUGAGAGGUCCAACAUGCUGCCUGACAGUGAUCCCCUUCCAAAUGGUUUAGGGUCUUGCUUUGGGGGAUCAUAACUACCCCAGCUGCAGCCCUUGGAAGAAGUCAUACCAUGGAUACAUCUUUAUUUGAAGCCCCUCGACUGUGUCAGAAAACAGACCUGCCCCUGAAGGCUUCCCUUCUUUCAAAAAUCCUUUUGGAAAUACACUGCUGUUUUCCAUAGCUGUUGAAGUGCUGAGAGGUUUGGUGGCUUUAGUUCUGUUGUACCAAAAUACAACCCUGUGUGCACUUGUAUACAGAGAGAGCCUCCCCUCAGAGAGUGCCUCUGAGAGUCAGGGUAGCACAGCUCCGGGAAUCCCGUGUUCGGAGAAGCCACUUUGUCUAAGGACCAAACAAGGAUAACAAGGUCAUAAAAUCAGGCCUCACUGUUUUGUCUUUCAAAAGUUCCUUGCAAGACUGGGGAGCUGCAAAGACAUGAAUUGUGUGGAUCACUAACCACGAAGCGUAUCUGGGUUGGAGUCUCAGACAAGCUAUUAGAGACUGGGUUUUGUAAUGGUAAUACUGUACCACCACAUCAGAUUUGUUCUGCUCCACACUGUGGCCUGAUUCAUCCUACCCUAAUUUUAGCUGCCUAAAAAUUACCUAGGUCUUUCCUGUAAGUCAGAGGAGGGGCAGGAGAGGAGAUGCCUCUGGAAGAUUGUAUUAUGGCAUCAGUUGCUCUCAGCUGAAGAAUCCUCCAUGCUUUUAAAGGCCAACAAUUAGGCAGCAUGAAUCCAAGGGUUUAUAUUUAGCUUCACAUCCCUGUACGCAAAAGUCUAGUUAUUUGAGGCUGGUGUGGGCAAGAAUAAUGCAGCUCCUAAGAACCUGAAUCUGAGUGGCUUCCAGAUGAGUUUGUGAAUCCUUCAAUCUCAAACAUGAGAUUUCUGCCCCAUGGUUGCUAUUUUCUUCAUCUUUACUUCCUUUUUUAUAAACAGGUGUAUCUUGAACUAACUUGUUUAAACAUUUCUAAGUUUACACCUGCCUAGAAAUCAUCACCUUUAUUUGUUAAGUGGGCUCUUUCCCUUUUUGCCUGCACCGAUUCAUUCACUGAAAGCAACACAUGAAGAAACCAUUGCAUAGAAUCAACACCAGCAAUAGCAUAUGCUGCUUUUAAAUUCAGCUGUGAGAUUAUAACUAAGAUAUUAAUGUUCAUACUUUCUAGGGAUGGCUAAAGAUUCGUUUCCUGAGAGCUUUAUAGCUCCGGAUCCAUAAAUCUAGGAGCUCCUACUUUAGGACUGUGAGAAUACAGGUAGUAAUGGCUGUUUAUGGGGAUUUUGGGUUUUUUAAACCUGUGGUAAAUAUAUAUGAUUUCACAUGCUGGUUUGGAAAUGAGGAAAGUAUCCAGUUUCAGAUAGACCAGAUCUUUGCUGACAGUGUUACUGUGGAUUAGCAAAGCCCAUUUAUAGCAGGUUCCACCUCAGGCUUGCACUGUACACCUACUUUAUUCUAGUUCAGCUUGAUACCUUUCUUCAUUAACUGCCGGUACGAAAUCAUAACAGCAGUUGUGCCAAUUCUUGUUGUGAGCUGAGGAACAACUGAUGUUUAAAAAUGCAAAUGUUGUAACUUGCACCUUUUCACCUUCAUGAAGUGUCCACAUUUUCACAGCUGGGCCUGAGACAGCAGCUGCCUCCAAAGUUGCCAUAUAACUUCAUCACACAAAAGUGGGUGUAAUUUUCUUUGUGAGUUUAACAGGAGCAGUAUUGAUACAUUUGCUUUAUUUCCUGAGUUGUGAGUCAUUCAGUGUUGAAAAUUAUAUGCAUCUUGUGUAGCUAUGAAUAGAAGACUUGAGAGUUGGUUUUUUUAUGAUAUGCUAGUACAGUCCCUGCUCUGCUGUUCAAUAUUUUGAGUGCCAAACUUAACCAAAAUGUUACCUUCAUGGAUUAUCUUAGCCUCAUCACUGCAUGAAAAUGGGUAUGAAUUUCCAGUUACUGUUUCUGGGUUCUCAGUGAAUUCUGGGCCAAAGGUAAAACAGUUGCAGUGGGCAAGAUUGCUGUGGCAGCCACUUACUGACAACUUCUCAGAUGCAUAAAGCCGUUCUGUCUGUCAUCUGACGCUUCCAGUUUCCUCAGUGGAUCACCAUGUUCUUGAAUAUCCUGAUGGGUAUUGUCAGCCAGCGGAGGAAAGGUGGACAAGCUCACCACCCAGGAAGGGUAGAAAUGUAGCGAGUAAUGAGCUGUCUUCUCCAGCAAUCAUUUAUUUUUAGUGCUUAACUUUCAAUUAACAUUUGUAUCUUCAGAUAUUAUUUUACCAUUCAGUAUCUUGAGGUGGUAUGAGCAAAAAUAUACGAAUAUAUAUAAUUUACAAGAAAUAUAGGCUUGUAUCGUGCCUUUGUAAUUCUCUUCAGCUUCAGUAUCUAUAAGCUACAAGCAGACAAACUUCUUCCCUCUUUUGGGGUGUUCUUUACUACGUAGUAGCUGAUGGCUUCAUUAAUACUGGCUUUUGGAGUCUUCUGGGGCUAAUGUUUAUGUUUUCAUGGGUGAAAAUGCCAUAGUAUUCUCACCAGACAUAAGCACAAUGACAUACCACUGCAGUGCAUGCCGUCUCUUAGCUUCUCUCUACGCGUGCUUGCAUGUUGGAAAUUUAGAAAUGCUGCUGUAUAAAUUGCUACAUUGUUUACCCAAUAUAGGUGUUUUUCUGCAUCCCGUUUUUGCUCAAAACUCCCAUUAACUUGAAAGUUAACAAUGGCUUGAAAGGGGGUUUUGCAAGUGUAAAGGAUGCAGGGAGCAACUCUUCAGUAGUUUACAGGCUGCUGUAAAUUAAUGUCUUCUCAGCAAAGAAAUGUAGCAUUUUAGCAGUAACUUGCUAGUGAAAACACUGAGCGUGCUUAUCACUUGAGAUUUUAAGGGGAAAAAAAGUGUCAGACUGUAAUUGUAUCUCAUCUAAUUCUGACACUUAACCAGUAAUAUUCCAUGAGGUAUGAACCUCAGUUUUGUCUACAUGUUCACGAUACACCAACCGAUGCAGAACUGAAAGGUGAACAGCCAUGUUUUAGUAUCGCAGCUACACAAGAAAUCACAGUUUGCAAGAGGUUCUGUUUUGAUUUUGUUUCUUUAACACAUUUUCACCACAGAAGUAUUUUUCUAUAUAGUUACCUGAGGCUUCCUUUCACCAACCAAAAUAAUCUGUAGCCUUCUGCACUGUGAAAGGCAAGCCCUGUGGAGAAACAUGGGCUUUGCGCUUGCCCAGCAAAUUAGCCGAAAUUUCAUCCAAGCCAUAAAAGCCUCUUAUGUUAAUCUGUGUUUAUGUAAUUAAAGCAAUCAGGGAUAGGAGCUUCAGGAAUAACGAGGUCUCUCUAUCCUCUGUUUUACUCUCUCUCUGUACUUCAUAGGGAUUUAAGAGUUCUUUUUACAAGGCUCAGCUGUGUCUCUUUAAACCAGUGCAGUCCAAGCAUCGCGUGAGAUUCAGUUUAUGGAGAUAGCAUUGGAGCGUGAAAGAUUUGCUUUUGGUAGCAAGGAGUAACGCAUGUCCCUGUGGACGUGGACACUUGCAAACAAGUCUGAUACCAAGAAUAAAAAAAAAUGAAGAUGGUACCAGUACAUCAUACUCUGUACUACAGUGGGUUUUUUAGCUUUUGUCAUUUGUAUUUUAUUUUGUGGGAGAGGAGUUGGGGAAUCUUGGAUCACAUGGGGAAUUUUAGAAGUAUAUCACUCAACAAUCAUUUUAUAAAGUCUAACUUCAAAAUGCACUAUGAUUUAUUACAAAAAUAUAUUUUCUUCUGUUAGCCGACAUGGUUGUUCCAUUUUGUGAUAAGUUAAACUCAGCAGUUAAUUUGUUGCACUGCCUAGCUGCAUGAAUUAAUCCAGUGUACAUAUGUACCUGUGCAGCAUUACUUUGGGUUUUGUAUUUGAAUUUGCAGUAUUGAUUAUUAUUUUUGUAUUUUACUUUGCCUCUGUUAUUGGAAUUGUAGUAAACAUAAUUUAUACAUAUGAUUUUACAACUGUUUUGGAACUGAAAAGUCUUCUUUAAAUUGUAAAGUUUUAUUGAUGGAUACUCAUUAAAAUGGUAUAAGAAUUAUAUUAACAAUUGUUUUGUGUUUUGAUGCUCUCUGUACAUAAAUAUAUGUCUAUUUAUCUGUUUAAUGGUGCUUGUGUCUUGCAAUUUUGGAUACAUUUUAGAAUAAAGUUUCAUUUUACAAGAA